Molecule: messenger RNA, 2268 nt
Organism: Colletotrichum navitas
Lineage: Eukaryota; Fungi; Ascomycota; Sordariomycetes; Glomerellales; Glomerellaceae
Product: zinc metallo proteinase
Exons: 3
Coding region: 1-2268 (755 amino acids)
Cellular component (GO): cytoplasm
Source: RefSeq, a predicted model, not a curated record
AUGCCCCAAGCCAAGCGGCAGUGUGUCCAAGUCCCCCGAGAGACCGCUGCUGAUACGAAGUCGCCACUCACUAUCGAGAACUUGCACGAUGGUGAAACCGUCCAUGAGAGAUGCAUUAUCAUAAAGGGAUACUACACCACUACUAUGCCUUGGAACGACUUUAUAACAAUCUCAUCAUCCGACGGCAACACCAAGACAUUCCCGUCCCAAACCUGGCCGCUCGUCGCCUCCUGCUUCAAAGCCAUGGCCCUCCUCUCCCCCGGCAGAAACAUCCUCACAAUCACCCGCUGUUCCACUGACACCGAGAACCCUGCCCCCUCAACCCUUACCCUCAACUACAUCCCUCUCCUCCAGACGCCCCCCUUGCACCUCGCAAUCAUGAUUGCCAAAGACUCUCCCCUCCUCAUUGACUGCCCGCCCUCCAAAUACGGCCCCUUGUCAACGGCGCACUCCUCCCUCGACGCCGCUGUCGCCAAGAUGCGUAUGGCAGCCUACAUGUGGCAGGCUUUCACCGCCGAGGAUAUGCGCAUGAAGGGUCUCGGCCGGCGAUCUUUCCGCCUCGAGGAGGAGUUCGCCGCCGAUACGACCAGCCAAGUCUUCAUGUCCUCUUACGAUGACUCGUCGGCGAUCAUGCGGUCCACUGCAAAGGUGCACAUCGUCCGUUCCAGCAGGACCGUCGCCGAGCUCCGUGACGCAGAUGUCGCUCAGCAGAAUGAGGCGGGGCGCAACAGGAACAAGUUAUUCGACUACUUCCUUGACGCCCUGGCGUCCUACGGCGGGCCUUUUGAGACCUCCUUACGCCCCGUCGUCGCGGGUAUGCUUCUUGACUCCCACUUCUCCACAAAGCAGCAUAUGAUUCUCGGGCACGCCGCACUGGGAUGCCACAACCCCGAAGGCGUUUCGCUCGGCAUAAUGGGCAGCCACCUGGCCUACUCGUUCCCGCGCUUCCUCGAGGAAGUGGUGGAGUGCCUGCUGGAUACGCGUGCACCCGGGCGGACGGUGGGCAACGACAACGAUGAAUGCCACUCGUUCUGGGAGGCAUGCUGCGUCGGACAGGGUGCGUUUCUGCACGAGGUCGGGCACGCGUUCGGGGCGCCACAUACCACGGGAAUCAUGGCUCGAGGGUACUCGCGGCAUUGGGCGCGGAACUUCUUAGCGAAAACGGCGCAGGCGGCCCAUGAACGUGAGGAAGAGGCCUGGCUCGUCAACGGCGACGCGAACGCACAGAAUGAUGCGACGUGGGAUCUGAGGGAUGCGCUCUCUUUCCGGAUGCUACCUCACUUUUGGAUGCCGGGAGACAAGAAGGUUGCGGCGGAGGCCAGAGCGAGUGCGCCUUUUGUGUCAGUGGUGAAUCCGGAGAGUGAUACGGAUGACGCCGGAAUCGAGAUUUAUUGCGCGGCGGGAAUUGCGACGAUCAGUUUUAACGGGGAACUGGAGGAGGAGCCUCAUGUGGCGGAGCCGUACAAAAAAGUGGUUUUUGGCCGCAAGGAGUUGGAAGGGAGAUUCGACCCGGAGGAGGAGUUGAAGGUUUACGUGCUGGGGAUGAAUGGAAAGACCAAGACGGUACGGAACCUGUGGAAGGCGUUUGCCACGGAGCACAUCCGUAUCCCUGGGUCGGACAUCGUGUUGCGCAAGAGGUCUGUGACGAGCAAAGAUCUGGAGGAGUCGGAUGAGGGUGACGACAAAUUUUGGAGCUGGGCGACGUUGCUCACGAGGAAGGACACUGACGGCAACGUCCUGCGUGCGUCGAACAUUGACGUACGGACGGGGUGCAUCCUUGAUGGCGCGUACGUUGAGUUUCCCGACGGCACCAAGGUCAACUGCGGACCCAGAAUCAGCAGUUGGGGAAGGGGUGGUACCAAGCAUGAGUUUGGUGGGCACGCAGCCGAGAACGUGCGGAUGCCCAAUGGCAAGGAGAUCGUCAGCGUUGAAGUUGCGAGGGGAAGCCACAUUCUGUAUGGGAUGAGGAUUCACUUUGAGAACGGGACGGCUGGCGGCGCGCUCUCGGGGUAUACGGAUGAGCCGCGAGAGGAGACCCUGGCACUGGAAGUUCAGGCUGGCGAUAGAAUCGUUGGGUUCUAUGGGCGCAGUUGGUGGGGAAAGCAUUUUGAUGGACUUGUCGAGUUUGGCAUAAUUACCGCACCGAAGGGCGUUGAUUUACCGGACCAAGUCUACAAGAUGAAGGAGUUACAAAAUACUGAUGGCGGUCAAAGUGUGAGCAUCACCGGUCGCGGCUUUUGGAGAGAACUUGACACUGACACAAGCUAG